Molecule: messenger RNA, 2300 nt
Organism: Prosopis cineraria
Lineage: Eukaryota; Viridiplantae; Streptophyta; Magnoliopsida; Fabales; Fabaceae
Exons: 3
Coding region: 1007-2197 (396 amino acids)
Biological process (GO): protein N-linked glycosylation; N-acetylglucosamine metabolic process
Cellular component (GO): membrane
Molecular function (GO): beta-1,4-mannosylglycoprotein 4-beta-N-acetylglucosaminyltransferase activity
Source: RefSeq, a predicted model, not a curated record
AUACUUCAGCUGGCAAUGCCGUAAUGGCGUUGUCAAUCUGACAUUCAGCACAAUGGGCUCUCGCUCUCUCUCUCUCUCUCUCUCUAGUCUCUCCCAACCUUUCGAUAUCACCAUCAAUCCCCCCUCCGUUCAACUUUAACUCUGUCAUGGCUUUUCCUGUUCUGCAUCUUCAUUAAUGUCAAGGUUUCGCUCCUCGGAAAUCUGAGGCAGAUUUCUGAACCUUGCAAUCUGUGGCGGAAUGACUUUUGUGGGUUUAUUCUGAGAAAAGACAGAAGGUACGGGAUUCAUCUCUGUUUUCUUGUUUAGCUCGAAGCACUGUACCUCAUAGUCAAAGGGGCUUCCUGUUGUGAUUCCUAAAUGUUCCCGGAUUUCUACGAUGUUCUUUUGUAUCAUCUUUUCUCCAAAGGCAUGAAUGCGGAGGCUUCAUGUUAUUUUUUUAUCACAAUGAUAUGGUUCAGUUAGAUUCUUACAGGUGUUAACAAAUUUAGUUGGAUGACUUGAGAUUAAGUGGAUGAGUUUUCAAUUGAGAUAACUCUGUUAAUUGUAUGGCAAAUGUCAUGUCGAUGAAUACUGUUUCCAGGGAAAUUGGUAUCAAUGAUGAUAUUAUUAUUGAAAAGUGGUCAGUUACUCAAGAGAUGAGGCUAAAUUCAGAUUUUUUGACAAUGAAGAACAGUUUUAAUAUGGUUUUUAGUAGUUUGCACAGCCUUAUAAUUUUACAUAAGACUUUGAAACCUGAAUCUCAAUGGCUAAUUCGUAUGUAUGGGUGUGAUAAUAAAUUAUAGGUUAUUUAUAUACAAAUCCAAGCCAUCAUUCCAAUGAUUGAGUUGCCAAAAUAUGUUGAGAUAUCCAUUAAUUACGUUUUCUUACUGUGCGGAGGGACAGCUUUGGUGGUAUUAGUUAACAGCUACAAAGUGUACUUGACUGCUUGGUUCUGAAAGUUCCUUCAUAUUGAAUGGCAUAAAUAUGUUUACAUUGUAUUCAAGUUUCUAUAUUCUAAUCCAUUUUGAUGAAACCUAUGCAGCUGACAGGUGAACAUGAUAUGUCCAAUUUAUUGAAUUGGGGCAAACAUGUUAAUUGCUUCCAUCUACAAACAUUUUCCCUCCAAGGCAUGGCUUACCGAGCUCACCUUUCCCCUAGACAGAAAUCUCCCAAGUUGCGCUGUGCCUUUCUUUUUUCAUUGGUGAUGGUUUGUGCAAUUGAAACAUUCAUCCAUGGCCAAAAGAUUUCUUACUUCUUCCGACCUGUUUGGGACAAACCCCCGGCCCCCUUCAUGCGUAUACCUCACUAUUAUGCAGAGAAUGUCUCCAUGGACCAUCUCUGCCGCCUCCAUGGCUGGUCGCUCCGUUCCCAACCUCGACGCAUUUUUGAUGUAAUCAUCUUUAACAAUGAGUUAGACAUACUCGAGAUCAGAUGGAGAGAGCUUUAUCCUUACAUUUCAAAAUUUGUGAUCCUUGAGUCAAAAACUACUUUCACAGGCAUUCCAAAACCUCUAUUCUUCACCUCAAACCGUGCCAGAUUUGCCUUUGCUGCGGACAAGGUUGUUGAUGGCAUGUUCCCUGGACGAGUUGCAACCCCUGGAUCACAUCAGGACCCUUUUGUGUUGGAGUCACAGCAACGUAUGGCUAUGAAUAGAUUGUUACACCAUGCAGGGGUUAUGAAUGAUGACAUUCUUCUUAUGGCAGAUACAGAUGAGAUUCCUAGCCCUCACACUCUGAAACUGCUUCAAUGGUGUGAUGAGAUUCCUGCAGUUAUGCAUCUUGAACUGAAGCACUACAUGUACUCAUUUGAAUUCCCUGUGGAUUACAGCAGCUGGCGGGCGACGGCAAAUGUGUACAGUCCCCUGACACGCUACAGACACUCCCGUGGAACUGAUGUUAUCUUCUCAGAUGCAGGAUGGCACUGCAGCUUCUGCUUUCGUUAUAUUUCUGAGUUUGUGUUCAAAAUGACUGCUUACAGUCAUGCAGACCGUGUGAAACAGAGAGAUUUUCUUUCUCAUAAGAGAAUUCAGGAGCUUAUAUGUAAGGGGGAUGAUCUUUAUGAUAUGCUGCCCGAAGAGUACUCCUUCCGGGAGUUAAUUAGAAAGAUGGGAUCCAUCCCGCGAUCAGCUUCUGCAGUUCAUCUUCCUGCUUACUUGAUUGAGAAUGCACCUAAGUUCAAGUUUCUACUUCCCGGAGGCUGCAUGAGAGAACCAGGAUGAAAUCAAUUUGGAUAUUUUAAUUCAUAAAAUGAAUGUAAUAUAUUGAAAAAAGAGAUGAAAAAUAAAUGAUUAGCGUAGAAAUAGAAUAUGAAUUUUACAUAAA